AUGGCAUUUAAACAUAGUUUUAGACGCCGUGUUUUAGCUUUUGCUUUGCUUUAUGUUUGUCUAUUUUGGAAAUUAGGAAAUGCUGAUGAUGGUGAUGAUGAUUAUCCCGAGAACCAGAUAGGUUCUGGAAUUGGUGGUGCUGGAGUUGGAAACGGUAGCAAUACAGGGGUUGGUGGUGGUAGAGUAGGAGCUGGGUUUGUUAUACUUGGUGACCCUUCUCAAAUUGUCUCCAAAUCCUUGCUUUGUUUCAGUGAUAUUUAUAAAAGUUGUGAAGAGCCAUAUAGAUUAAGUGAGAAAGGAGACUUGAAUGUAGCAAGAGAGAAGAUUUAUAAGUUCUGUGAAGGGCCAUGUUUGUCUGAGACUAGAUUGGUCCUUAGUUGCCUCAAAAAGAUAUACAGCCGCUUUACAUUUUCUAACAAAGCAACCAUACAAGACAUCAGAGAAACAAUUCAUGAUGGCUGUUUUGGCUUCCUUUUAGCUGAUCGUGACUUGAAUGUCAUUAAGCACAUGGAGAAGGAAGCUGAUGAAAAAGAAAACAGAGGUUUGAAGGGUGCUAAAACCUGCAAUGUUUUAAUGGGGCUUGCUUUGAUCCUAAUGGCCCCUGCUCUAUUACUCUAA
Messenger RNA from Arachis duranensis, 618 nucleotides. RefSeq lists its product as uncharacterized. NCBI's taxonomy places the organism in Eukaryota, Viridiplantae, Streptophyta, Magnoliopsida, Fabales, Fabaceae. The transcript has 4 exons. The record is from RefSeq and is a predicted model, not a curated record. Bases 1 to 618 code for a protein of 205 amino acids.